Molecule: messenger RNA, 2000 nt
Organism: Carassius gibelio (silver crucian carp)
Lineage: Eukaryota; Metazoa; Chordata; Actinopteri; Cypriniformes; Cyprinidae
Product: ATP-sensitive inward rectifier potassium channel 1-like
Exons: 2
Coding region: 390-1508 (372 amino acids)
Biological process (GO): regulation of monoatomic ion transmembrane transport; potassium ion import across plasma membrane
Cellular component (GO): plasma membrane
Molecular function (GO): ATP-activated inward rectifier potassium channel activity
Source: RefSeq, a predicted model, not a curated record
GUGUGUGCGUAUGUUGAUAAGUACUUCCGUCUUGAGUAAAUGCAGCCUGCACGCUCCCCUUGCGUAAAGCAUUUCUGUGUAUACAUAAACAAGGGGUAAACACGGGAUGACUGUGUUGAGUAGGAGGGAAGCCUACAAAAGGGAAGAGUCGGGCAUGAGUUGUCAGAAACACCUGGCUGGGAGAGAGAGAAAGAGAGAGCAGCAGAGUGUGAAAGACUUGAGGAGGGACACAACUUAUUAAUGAGUAACACACACAAGUUGAUUUCCAAUUUCCUGCUUUAGCUCUCAUUUAAAAGACGGGAAAGAGAGGACAAAACCACACAAGCGAGUGAACCGGAGAGGGAGUGAAGUUUUGGCACCUCGACUUCUGUAGCAGACAGACCUUCAAAAUGACUCGUUCCUUGAGAGAGCUGGUGAAGGAGUACAUAACAGACCGGCGAGUUCGCAAGUGUCGCCUGGUGAAUAAAGAUGGCAGCUGCAACAUCGAGUUCGGCAACGUGAUGCACCGAAACCGCUUGGCUUACGUCCUGGACAUAUGGACCACCUUCGUCGAGACCCGAUGGCGGUUUGUCAUCUUGCAUUUCACGGCAUCCUUCACCCUCAGCUGGUUCAUCUUCGGCCUCCUCUGGUACUGGAUCGCCAGAGACCACGGUGACUUGGAGUGGCAGAAUCCCCCUGAAAAUCACACGGCUUGUGCCGGGAACGUCGACACACUGACUUACGCCUUUCUCUUGUCGCUGGAGACCCAAACCACCAUCGGAUACGGGAACAUUUAUGUCACUGACGUCUGUCCCGGAGCUGUGGCUCUGAUCGUAAUUCAGAGUCUUAUCGGCACCAUAAUCCACUGCUUCUGGUGCGGCGUGGUUAUGGCUAAAAUCGCUCUUCCCAAGAAGAGAGCCAAGACCAUAACCUUCACCGACAAGGCAGUUAUCUGCCCCAAAAAGGGCACCCUUUGCCUUCAGAUCCGAGUGGCUAACCUGCGCAAGACCUUGAUGAUCGGUAGUCAGAUUUACGGCAAGCUCCUGAGGACCACAAUCACCCCCGAAGGUGAGACCAUCAUCUUGGACCAGGUCAGCAUUGACUUCAUGGUGGACUCCGGCAAGGACAGCCUGUUUUUUGUGUGUCCUUUUACCCUUUUCCACGUCAUCGACAAAACCAGCCCUUUCUUUGAAAUGGCGGUGGACACUCUGCAUCAGCAGGAGUUUGAGCUCGUGGUGUUCCUCGACGGCACGGCCGAAUCCACCAGCUCCUCCUGCCAGGUCAGGACCUCCUACAUCCCUCAGGAGAUCAUGUGGGGCUACGACUUCCUCCCGAUCAUCUCCCGCAGCAAAGAGGGAAAGUACCGCGUGGACUUCUCCAACUUCGCCAAGGAGGUGCCUGUACCGACCGCUCACUGUGCCUACUGCUACCACAACGAGGCGGGACACCAUCACCACUCCAUCAGCGGCAUUGACAACAAGGGCUUUGAGGUGAUUGACAUUGAAAAGCCCAACGUCACCAAAAUGUAAAGCUUUUGGACUGACAUGUACUGAGCGACAUCGCAAGGUCACGUUUUGUCUCUCACAGUGAGCACAAGAAGCAAGACAAGUGUUUUAUCUCUAGAAAUGAUUCUAUCUACCAUUUGAGAAAUGAAGUGGAGUGGCCCUUUUUAUUUUCUGGAAUGUAGUUACUGUUUUAAAGAGCACCUAGUGUUCAAAACUCAGAAAUAUAAGAGUGUUAAUUGUCCUUGAGGUCUUCUGUAACAGGGUCAAUGGGAGUGAGAGCAUGAACUGAAAGGUCAUUCAUAUGAGAUUGGGUUUUAUUAAUGGGUCUAUGUAUAAAAGUCUAAGAUGAACUGAUUUCAGAUUGCAGUGAACCAGCAGGUGCCUUUACGUUCUGAAUCACUCUGGGAUUGUGUAUUUCUUUGUAAAUUAGUAGAUAUUGUUAAUAUGGUGUAAAUGUCAUUUGCAUUUUGUAUAUAUAAUUUUGUAAAUAUAAUUUUUUUAAUAAAAUAAUUGGAA